UAUUGAUAUGUUAUUGAUAAAUAUAAGUUAGAAUAAUUUAUAAAUGUUAUUGAAGUUAUAGAUAAAUAUAAUUAUUAGUUUAAGAUAAAUAAAAUGUUAUUUAGAGGUGAAUAUAAGUUGAUAUAAGAUACAGAUAAAUAAACUCAUUAUAAGUUAUUGAUAAAUAUGUUACUGUUAAAACAUAUAAAUGUUACUGUUGAAAAUUAUAGAUAAAUAUAUUUGUUAUAAGUUCUCGCUAAAUAUAGAUGUUAUUGAUAUAAGUUAAAAAAAAUAUGCCAUAGAUAAAUAUGUUGUUAUAGAGAAACAGAGACUAUGCUACUCUGAUAAGUUAAAAUGUUAUAAAUAUUAGUUAUAAGUUAUUAAUAUAAGUUACUGUUGUAUGUUACAGAUAAAUAUGUUAUUGUAAUAAGUAAAAGAUAGAUGUAAGAUAUAGAAAAAUGUAAGUUAUUGUUAGACAGAGGCCGGAGGAAACUUUGUCUCUGCAGAUGUUUCAAUAAACUUUAGUCAGUUAAAAAUCAUUACGGACUGAACUUCCUGUUGUUUCUUUCUUCUUCUCCUGUUUCUGUCUCAGGACUUUAACUCACUUCCUGUUGACAGCAGAGAAUCUGAUCUGAGAUCUGCUGCUGUCGACACAAACUGAACGAGUUUGACCUGCAGAAACUCUCAGCAGCCUACAAACUGAUCCUGUUACAGCUUCCUGUUUAUAUUUCUGUUUCUAUCCUUCAACAUGAGCCACCUGGUCCUCAGACACAAGGCUGCGGCGCUGCCUCCUGUCUACAGUUUAGUCGUUGCUGAAUACAUCCACGUCCUGCAGGUGGAGCUGUUGGGUAGCUAACUGACAAAGCUAACAUUUGCAUGCUAACACAGAAGAUUUUCAAAUUACGUUUUAUUAAAAUAACACAACAAAACUAUAAUUAUAAAACAUUGAAACUUCCCUCUCAUUAUUAACUGUGAUUAAAGCUACCACACAGAAAUUAAAAGGUAAUAAACAUUUAUAAAUAUUCAUCUUUAGCCUCUAAAACAGAAAUGUUUGGACGUUGUUUGGAUGUCAGGACAGAUGUUUGCUAAAAACAGAUUUACACAUUUAAUGAAUUCUUUAUCAACUGAGACAUUUCUGAAGUUCAAUGACCUGAUUUAAAUCAAUGGGUUGAAGGUUGUUACUGAGUUUAUGUUCAGACUAACGUUCAAAGGCGAUGAUGGUGGACAGGUGGACAUGUGGACCGGAGGACAUGUGGACAGGUGGACCGGAGGACAUGUGGACCAGAAGACAUGUGGACAGGUGGACCGGAGGACAUGUGGACAGGUGGACCGGUGGACAUGUGAACAGGUGGACCAGAGGACAGGUGGACCAGAGGACAUAUGGCCCAGAGGACAUGUGGACAGGUGGACUGGAGGACAGGUGGACCAGAGGACAUGUGGACAGGUGGACCGGAGGACAUGUGGACCGACCGGAGGACAUGUGGACAGGUGGACCAAAGGACAUGUGGACCGGAGGACAUGUGGACAGGUGGACCAGAGGACAUGUGGACAGGUGGACCAGAGGACAUGUGGCCCAGAGGACAUGUGGACAGGUGGACCGGAGGACAUGUGGACAGGUGGACCAGAAGACAUGUGGACAGGUGGACCAGAAGACAUGUGGACAGGUGGACCGGAGGACGUGGACCAGAAGACAUGUGGACAUGUGGACCGGAGGACAUGUGGACAGGUGGACAUGUGGACAGGUGGACCGGAGGACAUGUGGACAGGUGGACCGGUGGACAUGUGGACAGGUGGACCAGAGGACAUGUGGACAGGUGGACCGGAGGACAUGUGGACCGGAGGACAUGUGGACAGGUGGACCGGUGGACAUGUGGACCAGAGGACAUGUGGACAGGUGGACCAGAGGACAGGUGGACCAGAGGACAAUUGGACAGGUGGACCGGAGGACAUGUGGACAGGUGGACCAGAGGACAUGUGGCCCAGAGGACAUGUGGACAGGUGGACCGGAGGACAUGUGGACAGGUGGACCAGAAGACAUGUGGACAGGUGGACCGGAGGACGUGGACCAGAAGACAUGUGGACAGGUGGACCGGAGGACAUGUGGACAGGUGGACAUGUGGACAGGUGGACCGGAGGACAUGUGGACCGGAGGACAUGUGGACAGGUGGACCGGUGGACAUGUGGACCAGAGGACAUGUGGACAGGUGGACCAGAGGACAGGUGGACCAGAGGACAAGUGGACAGGUGGACCAGAGGACAUGUGGACAGGUGGACCAGAGGACAUGUGGCCCAGAGGACAUGUGGACAGGUGGACCGGAGGACAUGUGGACAGGUGGCCCAGAGGACAUGUGGACAGGUGGACCGGAGGACAGGUGGACCAGAGGACAUGUGGACAGGUGGACCAGAGGACAUGUGGACAGGUGGACCAGAAGACAGUGAAGGUGAACAUAUCAGAUGGCUGCUGGAGAAGAAAUGACUCAGACUUCAAUUCAGUUCUUAACUUUUAUUUUUUGACAUCACAUUUUUGUCCUCUUACAUUUACACAGACUGGUUCCCUCCGCCAGUUAAACCAGUCCAACCAGUUCCACUGGAUUCAUUUAAGGCACAUUAAAGGCGAUUCAUUCACUUAUUAACAAAAUAAUGAAGAUUUUUGGUCUGAAAAUAAACAAACA
Messenger RNA from Epinephelus fuscoguttatus (brown-marbled grouper), 2651 nucleotides. RefSeq lists its product as uncharacterized. The coding region runs from base 1194 to 2612 and encodes 472 amino acids. The record is from RefSeq and is a predicted model, not a curated record. Lineage: Eukaryota; Metazoa; Chordata; Actinopteri; Perciformes; Serranidae. The transcript has 2 exons.